AUGGAAGCUAAACUGGAUCACGUGGCCAAGGGCCUCCUUUCUCCCAAACCGCACUCCUCCUCAGCCACUCGCAUUCCGGGCUCAGUCGCAGCCCCUCGGAGUCCGGAGCCGGCCGCCCCUGCGGACCGGACAGCGCGACCGGCGGCCGGGACGGAGCCCCCAGCCCGCGAGGAGGGCGCGGCGCAGGCGGCGGCGGCGCGGCGGGGAGGAGCCCGGGCCGGAACCAGGGCUGGGCCGGGGGCGGGGACGCCGGGGUCCCGGAGCCCCGGAGCCGGAGCGAGCGAACAAGCGUCGCGGGAGCACCGGGAAGGAGGAGCACCGCCGCCGGAGCGAGCCGAGCUACCCACAAAGUGCGAUGCCCCAGCGGGGCUAGGGCGCGCGGCGGCCGGCGCGGCGCGGCGCGGAGGGAGGACGCCCGGGAGCUGCGCGGCGCCGGGAGGCGCGGAGGGGCAGCCCCAGCGGGCGGCGGCGGGCCCGGGCUGCGACCCGAGCGAGCCCCAUGCCCCGCGCGGGCUGACGGGCCGGAGCCCGCACGGAGCGGCCGGGCCGGACAGCCGGGGCCGGCAGCGGCGCCCUGACCCCGCGCCGCCACCACACCCCGCCCCCGGCCUGGGCCCCCACGGCCCACAGCCGCCUUGGGAACAGGGUGGGCAGCAGCAGGGUUCCGAGGCCCCCAGGGAAGAGGGUUCCCGAGUAACCAAGCAGGACGCCCCUCAGACUGCCGACCCCAGUGUCUCCUCCCGACGGCCCCCCACGGACACCUCUCUGACCGGCAGUCACCCCGGCGGCGCUCCGACCCCGCGCUCCGCGUGA
Molecule: messenger RNA, 813 nt
Organism: Lutra lutra (Eurasian river otter)
Lineage: Eukaryota; Metazoa; Chordata; Mammalia; Carnivora; Mustelidae
Product: translation initiation factor IF-2-like
Exons: 4
Coding region: 1-813 (270 amino acids)
Source: RefSeq, a predicted model, not a curated record